This is a messenger RNA of Eurytemora carolleeae, 3915 nucleotides long. RefSeq lists its product as uncharacterized. Bases 90 to 3722 code for a protein of 1210 amino acids. Gene Ontology annotation, molecular function: carbon-carbon lyase activity; pyridoxal phosphate binding. The record is from RefSeq and is a predicted model, not a curated record. The transcript is spliced from 24 exons. Gene Ontology annotation, biological process: carboxylic acid metabolic process. Lineage: Eukaryota; Metazoa; Arthropoda; Copepoda; Calanoida; Temoridae.
UCAAAACGAUAAAAUGCGGGAAUUAAAUGCUGAAAAUUCGCAAAUUUUCACUCAGUUUGUUUAAAGCAGAGCAGAUUUCUUGAUUAAAGAUGCCUCCAGGAAACAAACGGAAAAAGUUUCUCCGUUUCAUGAACAAACUUGUAAAACUGGGUGAAGAUAUCAGCGAUGAUUCUGAUGGUGAAUCAGGAUCUAGUACUGAGGAUACCUCAUCUCCAGAUAUAGACACGGUUUCGAACUCCAGCUUGUCCACCCUGGGUAGAUAUUCGUCUACCUCUACACAGGACGGAGCUCUUGAAAACUACCUUCAGCAUCAAACUAUACCUAGCUCAUCAGAUUCAGACGUAGCUUCACAACUUGAAAUGGAACAGAAAGCCCGCGAAAACUGGGGCAAAUUGAGAAAACAUUCUGAUCAGCUGAUUGCGAAACAACGUGUUGUCAGGAUAAUGCAGGAUGAACCUAAAGAAUUGUCUCCUCAAAUAGCUGCCUGGUUCCUAGGACCAAAGGCUGAGAACCUGGAUAUGCUGAAGAACCUCGUAAACCACGCUCUUGACGAGCACUCCGAGUUUAGGAGAUAUAAAUACUUUCCUCUAGAUCCAGAAUAUAUAGAUAAGGAUAUCAUGAGGAAACCUGCAUUCAGAAAAGCUGAGAGAAAAAUAAAAGCAGAGCUGGAUAUACUCUCAGAACGAUUAAAGAAUUCUAUUCCAUUCUUUAACUUCAGAAGUCAGGGCCAUAUGUUGUGGGAUACAACAAUAGCAUCUAAUGUUGGAUACAUUGCGGCUAUCCUAUAUAAUCAGAAUAAUGUAGCUAGUAUGGCUAGUGGUGUAACCCUACAGCUGGAGAGGGAGGUUGUCAGUGAACUAUGUAGGAUGGUUGGAUACAAUCUAGGAGAACAUUCAAUUAAAAAUCCCAAGUCUUGGGGUCAUCUACCCAAUGGUGGAACUGUUGCUAAUAUAGAGGCAAUGUGGGCAGCCAGAUGUUUGAAGUAUAAUGGUUUAGCAAUCCAGAAAAUGAUGAAGAUUAAUUUCAACACAACACAUCUCAGCGCAGUCAGGGAUUCUUUUACGUUCAGAAAACUUGAUGGGAAGAAGAAGCUCCUAAAGGACGGUACCCCCUGGGAGCUACUAAAUAUACCUAUUGAUGAAGCUAUUGAUUUGUUUGAUAACCUCCUUCAAACAAUAAAUAUUCCAGAACCGAUAAUGGAAUAUGAUGAGCUAUUUUCUCUGGUUCUAGAAUGCACAAUGGAGGAACAGGGUGUUCUAGAGUUCUUUGAAAAUAUAAGAGAAGAAUAUCCAAACCCAAGGAUGGGACGAUGGUUUGUUCCUGGUUCACGGCACUAUAGUUGGGACAAGGGCAACAAUAUCCUGGGAAUGGGUCGGCAGAACCUUAUUAAGGUUAUUGUAGAUGCAGACUGCAGGAUGGAUCUAAUCACUCUCAGAGAGAAUUUACAGGAGUGCCGUGAGAGGAGAAUCCCUGUAAUAGGGGUUACUGCUGUGUUUGGAACUACACAAGAAGGUGCUGUGGAUGAUUUGGUGGAGAUAUUAAAGAUACGAGAUGAGUUUGGGAGAAUGGAGAACGGAUUAACCUUCUAUAUUCAUGUUGAUGGAGCUUGGGGUGGAUACUUUGCUUCAACUAUGUGGAACACAAGCGAUCAAGAGAAUGAGCUGAAGCCAGAUUUUGAACCUCCAACUGCAUCAAACAUGGAUACAACCACAUUUCCAGCCUGCAGAAUCAGCCGUCAUUUUGAGAGUCAGCUGAGAGCAAUUAGACAUGCCAACUCUAUCACCCUUGAUCCACAUAAAACUGGUUUCUGUCCAUACCCGGCAGGUGGACUCCUCUACAGGAACGGAAAUAUCAAGAAAUUCCUGGCCCAGAAUGCUGCUUACGUCAGCCAUGGAUCAAAGAAUAACGAAGAGAUAAAUCUGUGUGGUAUAGAUGGUUCUAAACCUGGAGCUGCUAGUGCUGCUGUCUGGCUUUCUCAUAGAGUCAUCGGACUUCAUGAUAAUGGAUAUGGACUACUCUUGAGACAAUGUACAUUCUCUGCUGCUGUCAUGUACGCAAUGUGGGUCUCCAUGGAGAGACCAGAGGAUCCCUUUACCAUUGUACCUGCUGUACCCCUCGUCAAGACUGUUCAGGGUGUCAAGUGGACAAGAAAAAUGAUCAGGAAGGAAAUUCUCAAAUCUGAAAACCAGGUUUUACUGCAAAACCAGAAGGCAAUGACGUUUCUGAUUAGAAAUGGUCCAGAUACACUUAUCAACUGUAUUUCUGCCAACUUCAGAGUUUGGGACAAUGCCAGUGAAUCUUGGAAGUUGAAUGAUGAUCCCAAUAAGCAAAUUCAGUUUAUAGAUUCCUUCUACAAAAGAUGCAGCCAUUCAAUUGAGAAGCCUAGCAUGGUGGACCGGGGUAUCCAGGUUAUCAUGAAUUCAACAACGUGGGAGCCCAGCUCACAUGGUAAAGCAUACACUUGUGUGAAGAAAACACUUGGUCUACGUGGUGAAAGUGAGAACCAAAAUGAGAACAAGAAAAUCAAAAUGCUCAUCAACACAUGUAUGUCUCCUUGGUUGAGAGCCCAGAAAACAUUUGAAAGAAUCUCUGUGAUUAUCAGAAAUGAGUUUUACAAUGCUGUCGGAGCAGUAACUGAUCCACCAGAGAAUCUCAGUUUUGUUUCUCCAUGCUCUAUUGAGACCUACAAGGACUGGGUCCAGGAUGGAUUUCUAUUUGGAGAACUUGAGGCUUCCUUCUGCAGGGAACGACAAUCCAAGAACUACCACGUCAUUGGACUUUUCUGUGUAAGAAAUGAAGAUAGAGCUAAGUUGGUAAAGCUUGCAAAGAAAGCUCAAAACCUCGCCAAAAACAAACCAAAUGUGACGUAUUUUCCACUACGCUUCAAAAUAGUGAAAAAGAUGACAGUGUUUGACCUGAUGACAGGGUUGAAAGAAGAACCUACUAAACAUGAAGAGGGAGAGGAUGAUGUGGAUGGAAGGAAUGAAAAGAGAAGAUUAGGAGAGAGGAAGAGUACUAUGUCUGAAUGCCUGGAGAAGUAUUCUGAUCAGAACCAGUGUUACUCCAGUAUACCCCAGCAGGAAAUAGAGGUUAAUUUCUUCUACUCACACAACCUGUCCACCACAGCAAAUAUUAAACUCAGAAGAGUUAUUAGAUAUCAUCAUCUAGCCAGAGAUUUUGUAGAUGAGACAGAUUAUCCGCCUACUCAGGAGUACAUACUCUACUCAUACCAGCAGUUUGCUUACCUAUCCCACUGUCCUAACAGAUAUCCUGACUUCCAGCAGUUAAUAGAAUUAGACAAACUACCAACUCCAGUUCAAGCAAGGAAGAACUAUUGUGAACUAUAUGAGGAAGCUUUGAGUCGAGGUGUUAUAGUUUACCUCCCUCAGAUAGAGGUUGGAGGACGACCUCUACUCAGGAAGGAUUGUGAGAAUGUUUGCAGGGAUCCUUUAUUCCAGCAUACAUAUAAUGCAGUCAGUUGGACGGAUCAAGGAGCGUUUACUGGAGAUAUGAUCAGUAUAAACCUUCAGUUUAUAAACCAGGGGAAACGUUGGUUUGAUGGAUCCAGUAUAAACGAAGGAUAUGACAAGUCCCAGUUUCCGAUGUACUUCACGAAGGAUGGUGAGAGGAAAGAUUAUCCCGAGGAGGAGGAAGAUGAACCAGAAGACGACAUUUACUCUCUUCCUUUAAUUCAAGAUGAUAAGGUGGAGCAGGAAGAAUAAGAAGGUUGAAUGAGUUGAAUAGUCUGAUCGAGGCACAUCUGUUUUUGAAACAAUGUGAAUUAUUAAAUCAAAUUUUAUAUCUCUCUUUUCCUGUAUCUAUAGUUGGUAUACAUAUAAAUACGUUAUGUUUAAAUUAUAAUUUAACUGCAAUAUAUGUCUGUUUGAUAUCUAAUAAAUGAAACAUUUACUGGUU